Messenger RNA from Pelobates cultripes (western spadefoot toad), 360 nucleotides. The record is from the annotation of a GenBank genome assembly. Lineage: Eukaryota; Metazoa; Chordata; Amphibia; Anura; Pelobatidae.
AUGGGCCGGAUCUCUCCCGGGUGGGGAGCGGUGCUGGGUUCCGAUGGUGUGUCGGCACCUAUGGCACUGGACCCUCCAUUGAUGUGGGCGAUGUCUUAGGGUCAAGCCCUUGGUGGCCCUCAGCCAAGGUAGGCCAGUGGCCGGAGCAACUAGGCCUGAGCGGGUCUCCUGCGCUCCCCGGUUCGCAGCUCUCUGCACCUUCGCAUGUGGUUGAGGCUGCAGCUGAGCUACCCGGUGCCCCAGAGCUCUCCAGAAGUGCCGAAAGUGCUCAUCAAUUCGCUGUAUGAGUCGCUCUACAGGGCAACAGUCCUGAUUGCUCGCUUGUAUCGUCUCAAGGAUGAGACGCUGCUGCCAUUUUGA